Messenger RNA from Oryza brachyantha (malo sina), 717 nucleotides. Its product is annotated as stress-response A/B barrel domain-containing protein At5g22580. The record is from RefSeq and is a predicted model, not a curated record. The transcript has 2 exons. Bases 33 to 443 code for a protein of 136 amino acids. Lineage: Eukaryota; Viridiplantae; Streptophyta; Magnoliopsida; Poales; Poaceae.
GCCCUUAAAAUGGUGGCCACCAGCAUGGUGUGAUGAUCACACUCUCUGCAAAGGCACUUGGGGGAGUUGUGUGGGAGCUCUUUGCACCUUUUGGAGCUUCAGCAAUGGGGGAGGUCAAGCACCUUUGCCUGGUGAAGUUCAAGGAAGAGGUCUUGGUGGAUGACAUCCUGCAAGGCAUGACCAAGCUUGUGUCAGAGAUGGACAUGGUGAAAUCCUUUGAGUGGGGAAAAGAUGUGUUGAACCAGGAGAUGCUGACGCAGGGCUUCACUCAUGUCUUCUCGCUGACCUUCGCGAGCUCUGAAGAUCUGACGAGCUACAUGAGCCAUGAGAGACACCAGGAGUUUGCAGGCACGUUCAUGGCGGCAAUCGACAAGGUCGUCGUCAUCGACUUCCCCGCCGUCGUCGCCAAGCCUGCACCACCGGCGGCACCGCCGGUGGCAUGAUGCUGACGAGAUCAAAGUGUCCAUCAAGCAUCCGUCCUACUCCUCCAUGGCGUCAACCAUUGCAUUGUUCCAAGCAACUUCAGGUAUCCAUCCAUCCAUCCAUCCAUCUAUACGCAGGUAGCUGUGAUAGAUGUACCUAAGCUCCAUUAUUGCAUGUUCUGCUGCUGCUUCAGUGUAGCUUAGCUAAAGCUGUAAUGCAGCUCUACCCCGUGCAUUCCGUUCAAAGGUUGUUCGGUUAUUCUUGGAAUAAAUUUAUGUGAUCUUUUGGUUGCUG